Messenger RNA from Asparagus officinalis (garden asparagus), 962 nucleotides. RefSeq names its product ras-related protein RABB1c-like. Gene Ontology annotation, cellular component: Golgi apparatus. The record is from RefSeq and is a predicted model, not a curated record. The transcript has 6 exons. Bases 101 to 733 code for a protein of 210 amino acids. Lineage: Eukaryota; Viridiplantae; Streptophyta; Magnoliopsida; Asparagales; Asparagaceae. Gene Ontology annotation, molecular function: GTP binding; GTPase activity.
CUCAUUUCUUCUCUUUUCCCACGCGAUCCGAUCUCUAUUUAUUUGGGUUCGUGCUUGUAGCCCCUUCAAGCUUGUUGAAUUGAAUUGGAAUUGAAUAAGGAUGUCGUACGCUUACCUCUUCAAAUACAUCAUCAUCGGAGACACUGGAGUUGGGAAAUCUUGCCUGCUUCUGCAGUUCACAGACAAAAGGUUCCAGCCUGUGCAUGAUUUAACUAUUGGUGUUGAAUUUGGGGCCAGAAUGAUUACAAUUGACAACAAGGCCAUCAAGUUGCAGAUUUGGGAUACGGCCGGUCAAGAAUCCUUCAGAUCUAUUACAAGAUCCUAUUACAGAGGAGCUGCAGGUGCACUACUAGUCUAUGAUAUAACCAGGAGGGAGACCUUUAAUCAUUUAGCAGGAUGGUUGGAAGAUGCAAGGCAACAUGCUAAUGCUAACAUGACGAUUAUGCUGAUCGGUAACAAGUCUGACCUGGCACAUAGAAGAGCCAUUGAGGAAGGGGAGCAGUUUGCAAGAGAGCACGGGUUGAUAUUUAUGGAAGCAUCUGCUAAAACUGCUCAAAAUGUUGAGGAGGCUUUCAUUAGCACAGCAGCAAAAAUAUAUAAGAAGAUUCAGGAUGGAGUUUUUGAUGUAUCAAAUGAGUCUUAUGGGAUCAAAGUCGGGUAUGGCGGAGUUCAAGGCCCAGCGGGAGGGAGAGACGUUUCGUCAUCUUCAGCUGGCGGCUGUUGCAGUAGCUGAGCUCUUCUUGUUGCUGAAUCCUUGAUGAUUGCUGCUAUUCAUACAAUUUCCUGUCUGCGAAAAUUCUUCUUAUUGUGAUCAACUUUUUUACUAUGGGAUCCUUACUUGUGAAAUGUAUUUGCUUCUUGGAUAUGGUAAAUAAAUAUGUUCAUCCGUUUGUAAAUCUUUGCCGCUGGACAGACUUCUGUUUGAGUUAAUUGUAAUUGCGGAAUUUCAAUUUACUUCUCCA